Messenger RNA from Lichtheimia ornata, 684 nucleotides. RefSeq lists its product as uncharacterized. Bases 1 to 684 code for a protein of 227 amino acids. The record is from RefSeq and is a predicted model, not a curated record. The transcript is spliced from 2 exons. NCBI's taxonomy places the organism in Eukaryota, Fungi, Mucoromycota, Mucoromycetes, Mucorales, Lichtheimiaceae. Gene Ontology annotation, cellular component: plasma membrane.
AUGUACUUUGAUCAAGUCAGCAAUUCUGACACCAACCAGGUGUAUAAUCUCGGUCUAUGGAAUGCAUGCUCUGGUACCACACAAUCCAUUGAGACUUGUGGCCACCCAACUCAAUCUUAUAACUGGGGAAACACACCAAACGUGGGUACCAUGUUACCCCAGCAAUAUCAACCAGGAGGCAAUCAUCACAGCAUGUUCACAGCCUUGUUUGCACUUUGCAUGGCAGGAGUUUGUUUGAGCUUUUUGCUAUGGAUUCUCAGCUUGCCUAUCAUGCUCUGCUGUGCCCAUCGUCGUCUUUCAAGCUCCUUAAUGUCCACUCUUACUUGGCUCAAUUUCCUUACAACGAUUGGUGCCAUCGUUAUCGGUCUUGUUCUUGCCAUCUCCUUGAAUAGGAGCCUCACUGGUGGAUGGCGUGGUGUUGCAGGAAAUUCGAUUUGGACAUUGCUCGGUGCUAUGGGUGCUCUAUUGAUUGGAUCUCUCCUCUUUAGCGGCUCAUGUUGUCUUCCCAAGCCCAAACGCCGCGUGGGUGACCCCGAAAUGACUAAACCACACUUUGGAUCUAAACCCAUGUCGUAUGGCCAUCCACAACAGCAACCAGGUAUGAUGAAUCAACAACCCAUGGGUAACACUGCUGCUCCUACUGGGCCAUCAACAGGCGUACGCCCAUUGCACAUCCCUCAUUAG